This is a messenger RNA of Racocetra persica, 513 nucleotides long. Lineage: Eukaryota; Fungi; Glomeromycota; Glomeromycetes; Diversisporales; Gigasporaceae. The record is from the annotation of a GenBank genome assembly.
AAAUUCGGAAACAAGACCUUUCAGAUUUUUUUGCGGAACAAGCUAACCUUCAACUUAUAAAAGAUUUUUUAAAAUGUAUGCUUGAUAUUAGAAAAUUUAUUACCGAUGUUUCUCAACUCAGUUCAUUUGGUAACUUCUUUCAGGCUGGUAAUAUUGUACAGAAAUAUAAAGAUUUAUCUGGUAGAUUUGAUGGGUACAUGGCAUCUUUAAAUUUCGCCGUGAGCAAAUCUACUUACAAGAGUGUUCAAAACAUAAGUUAUGAUUUUGGAAGUGCUGAUUUAGAGUUUGAACUCAAAUCUAUUAAAGAAGAUUUGACUGAAAUGAAAAAGUUUAUGUUUGAUAUGUCUGAUGGUAAAACUGGUCCAGACGAAAAUACCUUUACAGAUAUCAAAAGGAUUAGAGAAUUAAACGUCCGUUAUCAACGGGAACAACGUAAAAAUACUGAAACCUCAAUUAAGCCUAUUCCUUUCUUGAAUUUAGACGAUUACGAACCUAGAUUUGACAUUGAACCUC